AAGAUAAUGACCAAGGAGACCACCCCUCCUCCCCCCGCCGAAACUACCACCACCACCAACAACACAACGACCGCCGCGGCCCACGAACCUCCCUCCGCGCCCUCCUCUCCCCUCGCCAAACGCACAAAGCCCAACACCACCACCGCAGAACAACAACCCCAGCAAACAUCCAUCAACAUGGGCUCCAUCGCUAACCCUCUCCCCGCCCUCCUCGUCCAGAAGCUCACCCCCUCGGGUCGCGCCCCGACUCGCGGCUCCGCCUUCGCCGCUGGCUACGACCUCUACAGCGCCAAGGACACCGUCAUCCCCUCCAAGGGCAAGGCCCUCGUAGACACGGGAAUCGCCAUCGCCGUGCCCGAGGGAACCUACGGCCGCAUCGCGCCCCGCAGUGGUCUCGCCUCGAAGCACUUCAUCGACACCGGCGCGGGCGUCAUCGAUGCCGACUACCGCGGCGAGGUCAAGGUGUUGUUGUUCAACUUCUCCGAUGUGGACUUCGAGAUCAAGAAGGGGGAUCGUGUAGCGCAGUUGGUUUUGGAGCGGAUCUAUACGCCUGAAGUGACUGUCGUGGAGAAGUUGGAGGAGAGUGUUCGUGGAGCUGGUGGUUUCGGCAGCACUGGUACCAACUGAUAAAUAUUGUUAAUAUGAAUUGAUAUGAUGAUGAUGAUUCUGGAAGAUCAAGAAGAUCUUUCUAUAUAUGCCUGGAAAACUUGGGGCAGAAGCAGAGAAGCAAACCGCUUGGAGGGGUUUUUGCAUUAAAAGAUUAGACCGUGUCGAUUGCGUAUACCU
Molecule: messenger RNA, 786 nt
Organism: Aspergillus uvarum CBS 121591
Lineage: Eukaryota; Fungi; Ascomycota; Eurotiomycetes; Eurotiales; Aspergillaceae
Product: deoxyuridine 5'-triphosphate nucleotidohydrolase
Exons: 3
Coding region: 7-627 (206 amino acids)
Biological process (GO): dUTP catabolic process; dUMP biosynthetic process
Molecular function (GO): dUTP diphosphatase activity; magnesium ion binding
Source: RefSeq, a predicted model, not a curated record